UUCGAAGAGAAGGUCUACUACAAGGUCGGUGAUGAUUCCGUCUGGUCUUCUCCCCCCAUUGCCCAUAAUACCCCAUUCGUCAAUUCUAUUUGCGCUCGCUGCGCGGCGCUGUGUGCUGGCCCCGCUGCCCUCCAGGCUUUGUGUGGGGUGGAUGGGGAACGACUUACACCAGUCGCUGGUAAGGCCAGCCUAUGAUGUUGCAGCUUUGAUGCCUUUAGUUUCUCGAGGCUGGCACCGAGUCGACACCACAUUUUGCAUCGCAGUUGCGCGCUUACAAAAGAAAGAGGAGGACACAGCAACCAGCAGACGAGUCGAAAAAGGGGGGCGUCCAAGGAUGCAAGCGCAUUCUCUUACCCUUUCCCCCUCGAGGUUGAUGUCAAGCCGAGUUUUGGGAAAUGAGCAAUUCGAAAAGCGCUGGAGAACGACAUUGCUCACUUGCUUUGGGGCUGCUUUCCCUGUCGCAAGUGUGGAAAUGUUUGAUGCUCCAUUUCCAGUGUGAUCCGCGGCCGUGCUACAGCGGCCUCGGGCGGUUGCUGGGUCCCAUUUCUUAGGUUGGCUAUGACGCAACGCAACAUCGCGUGACGGUAGAGAGCCACCAGGGUCCCCAAUAAGCGAGCCAGGCCAGAGCCGCAUGCGAGGCCGUGACUGGCUGGAACGCAACCAAAUAAUGGAGCACUAAGCUCCAGAAAUACAUCGGUGGUCUCCAAGCCGGCGUGUUGCACACGAACAAGCAGGGUCUCUGCACUAGUGUGGAGCUGCAGCUUACUUUAUUUCAUCACUGCCAGACAUUGCCUUGCUCCUGGGAGGUGUUUGGCAGCGUUCUGGCGCCUCUUCGGGUGGCAUUAUCGCAUGCGCUCUGUCGUGUUGCCAAGUUGGUUGCCAGAGAGACGAGGGUACAGGUGGAAUGGGAUUUUGCCAGCCGGGCAGGGGCAGACCAGGGCAGCGAACGGGCAGUCUCGCUCCUGCUUCGUCAUCCAAGCGCAACCCCUCCUUACCUCCUCGACCUGUUUCCCGCUUACCUUUCACUUUCCAAAUUUUCACAUAUAAACGAGACACAAACCAUCCAACUCUCUGACCAAGCACUGACGCAAUCACAUUCAACAGUUUGUUGUGGACGGACGCUGGACCACCGAUCACACCGCACCACAAGAAAAAGACCACGAAGGGAACGAAAACAACGUUUUGCUACCCCAGAACCUCAUCAGAACCACAGACAUAUCAACACAAGAACCCGAGCAGCAAGCCAUGUCGAAUGAGAACCGCAAGGCAGAAGGGAGCAGCAAUACAGGAGAGCCCAGCUUUGCAGAGACCAUCAUGAGCGCACUCAACACUGUAACUCCUGAUACGACUGCGCAAUCUGUCAGCAACCCUCUAGAGAAUAAGAAGAACCACGGCCCUCCAGGUGGCUGGGUUGAGACCCCUGCGGCCGACGGCGACAAGACCUUCAGCGUGAGCCCUCUUCCUGCCACAGAUGGCGCUCUCAACCCCAUCGACCUCAAGCCCGGCGAGAAGAUCCCUGAUAGCAUCUCGACCCAAAAUGUCGAAACCCACGUUACUCUAGAUAAAGAGUCAUACGAAAAGAGCGACCGCAUUCCUGGCGUCGAUUUCAGCACAUCCCCUGUUGCUACCCCUACCGUUGCCACUGGCGCGCAGACCGACUUCAAAGUCGACCCUCUUCCUGCAACUGAGGGUGCUCUCAACCCCUUCAAGCUCGCGCCCGGCGAAAAGAUUCCCGAUGACGUCAGGGCUGCAGACAUCAACACCAAUGUUACACUUGAUAAGGAAUCAUACGAGAACAGCGCCGAUCGGAUUCCCGGCCUCGACGCCGCAUUGCCUCCGAUUUCCAAGAACAUGAUCCCCGAAUCCAGUCUUCCCAUUACUAGCAACAGCGAUGUCUUCAUCAACACCGUCACUCCCGUCUCAACCACUGCUGCCUUGGCUGCCCAGGUUCCCUUGGACGACUGUACGGUUCCCGAGGCUGUUAGGCAAAGUCAGGAGGAGGCCCACGUGGAGCCCGGCGCAAGUGGUAUAGCCGAGGAGGUAAAGGGCAAGGCCGCCGUUGAGGAUGAGCUAAUGCACAAGGUUUCCAAGGCCCCCUCUACCUCCGAGGGCACUGCUGGACAUGGCACUGAAAAGGCUGAGACUGACUUGUCCCUUGCUGAUGCCGUUGCAUUCGCUGGUAAUGCCGCCGCUGCUGCUGUUGUCGGCGCUGCCACUGUCGCCGCCGACAAGCUCCCCGGUGUGCUUGAGAGCACCGCAAACGCCGCGGUAAAUGUUGGUAACAAGAUCCCCGGUGCCGUUCAAAGCGCCAGCGAAGCGCUUGGUACCACCGCGAAUACCGCCAAAGACACCACCAGUGAUGUGCUUGGCAGUGCUGCCAAUGUUGCUGCUAGUACCGGUACCCAGGUGCAGGAAACCGCCGCCAACACUGCUAGCUCAGUCCAGCAGACUGCCGCUGACGCUACAUCGACUGUUGCAAGCAGCCUCCCGAGUGUGCCAGACGUCACUGGCCACCUACCACAGGCGGUCCAGAAUAUUCUCCCUACAUCGCUUCAACCGGCGUCCCAAAACGGUCAGGCUCUUCCUACUUCUGCCGAGGUCGAGAGGUCACUUGCGGCAGAGAAGGCAUCACGCGUUGAGGGGAUUUCUGCGGCCGUUCCUAUUGAGGUCAAGGAUUCCAUUGAGAAGGCUGGCGAGUCACCUGAAGCUACUACCAAUGCCGCCGCAGUCUUGGAGAAGCAGGCCGUUGAGGCCGAGCUGCUGAGAGAGGUGAAGCCCACACGGGCCGAGCCCCCUGCCGUAGCCGUGUCGGUUCCAUCAGAAGUCAGGGAUUCCCUACAGCAAGCUGAUGAAUCUCCCGAGGCUGCUGCUUAUCCUGCCGCUGUUGAGGAGAAGAAGGCCGUUGAGAAUGAGCUGCUGAAGACUGUGAAGCCCACGGAGUCCAUCCCGCUAGCCUUUGCCUCGGCGGUUCCAGGAACCGUCAAGGAUUCCAUUACAGAAGCCGGUAAGGCUCCCGAAGCCGCAGCCAAUGCCGACGUUGUAGCGGAGAAAACUGCAGUCGAGGCCCAACUUUUACAGGAAGUCAAGCCCGUCGAGGUAGUAGCCGACAAGAAGGCUGUUGAGGCUGAACUCCUACACGAGGUCAAGCCCACUGAGCCUGUUGGUGAGUCGUCCACAAAAGCAACAACCAAUGGCACGGCAGCCAAUGGUUCAACAGCCGCUGCUUCCAAGCCCGCUGAGACACCGGUCACUCCAACAAUGCCGACAACUACGGAGGGGUUCCCGCCGGCUGCCAAUGGCAAUGACAAGGUGACUGAGCAGCCUACUGUUACCACUGGCCCUGAGACCACAACCACGACCACGCUCUCUACCUCUACCACCCCAGAGAGAAAGAAGAAGAACCGAGUCAGUGGUUUCUUCAGUAAGCUCAAGCACAAGUUCGCUUAGAGACAAGCAUAGUGCAUUGGGCGUGAUUGAUUCUUCCUCUUUCUUCCUUAUUGCUGUCAUUGUCUCGUUUUAAAUAUUCCCCAUGGGCUGGAAGGUUGAUGAAUUGGUAGGACGCAAUGCGUCUUUGGCUUUGUUAUUUCUCUCAUGUCAUUGGGCACUUAUUGUCAGAUAGAAGCGCACAUGCAAUUAAUCGUGCGCUCGGAAUCUUUUGUCCUUUUGAUCUGUUACCCUUCUGCUUUUGAUGCUCUCUCAUGAUGCACCUGAACGAUGGAAGGCACAUGAUGAUGGCAGGAAACCGUCCUAGCUACUCCACCUAAACUUAGUCGUAUGUUUAAUACUUAUUCCUGUCAACAGUACCUGAGCUAGGUCCUUCCGGCGUCUCUGAAAUAUGAUUGCGCGGCAUGGAACCAGGGGAGAUUGGACUUGGUGGAAAAACAGGCGCAACGGUGAUGACCUCGUCCAAGAGUUUCCAAUAUUGCUUUCUCAGUUGUCGAUUUAUUCCAAGUUGUCAUGGACAUUAAUAUACUGGAUGUUGGAAGCUAAGCAUGAUUUGGGCAUUUGUAAUCGAGGAUACACUUUGAAUUCUUAUGUUUGCUACACCCUGCACGGAUUUCGCAGUGCCUUGAUGAGAUCCCUAUAAUCAC
Messenger RNA from Neurospora crassa OR74A, 4091 nucleotides. RefSeq lists its product as uncharacterized. Gene Ontology annotation, biological process: signal transduction. Gene Ontology annotation, cellular component: cytoplasm; nucleotide-activated protein kinase complex; nucleus. Gene Ontology annotation, molecular function: protein kinase binding. NCBI's taxonomy places the organism in Eukaryota, Fungi, Ascomycota, Sordariomycetes, Sordariales, Sordariaceae. The record is from RefSeq and is a predicted model, not a curated record. The transcript has a single exon. Bases 1246 to 3447 code for a protein of 733 amino acids.